AUGACUCUCCAGGAGAAGUUCAUCAAAACUUCCAAUGAAAAACUGGCGCAGCGACGCACGUCGUGGACGUUCAUGCGAGCACUACUGUGGAAGAACUGGCUUAUCAAGAAGCGCCAGCCAAUGGCAACUCUGUGUGAAAUCCUCGUCCCCACCUUCUUCAUUCUACUGCUUGGUAUGCUCAAGCUUAUCACGACAACGGUCGACGUGCCGGCCGGUUGGAGUGACGACGCUGACAAUACCGCCGGUACCCGGUACAAUCUGUUCCAACCGACUGGAUUGGACAUCGAAGGUGACGAUAGAGACUCCGUUGGUCGUGUGCCGACCACAGACGGAUCUCUCCAGGACGUGGACUCCUUUCAAAAGGAUAUAGUUACGGACUACUACUCGGUAUACACUGUAACCGGUUUCAUGACACUGCAGACGCUUGCCACUCGCUUCGUGACGUGCAUGCCAGAGUGGAACUCUGCCAACCAGUCGACUACUGGUGUGUGCCAACGUCCACAGACGACAGCGAUGGCCUCACCCGAACUUGAUAACACCCUUCUCGACGUUUUGACUGAAGAUGCCUUGAUACAGGAAGCUCUUAUCGGACUUGGUAUGUCAGGCGACACGUCCAUAUCGACGAUUUUGACGGCGUUGUCGAACAGUACGAAGGAAGCUCUGCUUACACCUCUGCGCCAGGCUCCUCAGUCCAUGUUGGGCGCCACUGUGGCCCCGUUUCCUGUAGACGAUUACACCAGCUCACCGUUCUACGACAACGUUUCAAGUGUAUUCUCAAUUGUUUUUGUGAUGGCGUAUCUGUUCACGAUCUCGCGCAUUCUGGUGGUGCUCAUUCAAGAGAAGGAACUGCGUUUACGAGAGUUCAUGAAGAUCCUCGGUGUUAGCGAAAAGUCUAUCAUCGUAACGUGGUACGUGACAUACACGGCCAUCCUCUUCGUCGGUGCUGUUGUCCAAGCUCUCGCUGGUCUGGCGGGACUCUUCGCCAACAGUUCGAUGUUCGUCACCUUCCUCUUCUUCUUCCUGUUUGGACUGAGUGUGCUGGCGUUGGCCUUCCUCAUCAGUACUCUGUUCAGCAAGGCUCGCGUUGGUGCGUUCGUCGGAAUGGUGGCAUUCUUCGCUAUGUACGCGAUCUCUCAAGGCUUCUCGGAUAGCACAGCUGAAAGCACCAAGAAGAUUGGUUCGAUACUCUCUCCGGUGGCUCUCUCGUUGGGGGUGAAUGUUUUCGCGAAUGCUGAGAAAACGGGAGAAGGAGUGCAAUUUUCGACCAUGGAUACGCUGAGUCACAACUAUAGCAUUAGCGCUGCAAUUGGGAUGUUUGCUUUCGACACGAUUCUGUACACAAUUCUCGGUCUCUACUUUGCAAAGGUUGUGCCCAGGGAGUACGGCACGUCGCUUAAAUGGUAUUUCCCCGUGUCACCGUCGUAUUGGAGAAGUCACAAACAGAGACAGGUGAUCACCGAGAGUCUUCCAGAUGCUCGCCUGGAUACGGUGACGAUAGAAUUGAACCCGGACUUCGAACUGGUCAGCACCGACAUGCGUGAACAAGAGCGCAAUGGCGAAGCCCUUUCAGUCAAGCACCUACGCAAGGUCUUCCAGGUCCCUGGUGGCGAGAAGAUAGCCGUCAAGGGACUUGAUGUCACCAUCUGCUCGUCCGAGACAUUCCCGGCGGUGAUUCUCCUGUUCGUGCUCUUCGGACUCGCCAUCUGUCCGUUCACGUACUGCCUGUCGUUCCUGUUCAAGGAGCACGCGUCCGCACAGACAUACACAAUCGUGCUCAACUUUAUGAUCGGUGUGGUGUUAAUGAUCACGUCCUUCAUCCUGGACACCGUUGACUCGACUUCCGAUGCUAACUCAGUCUUAAAGUUCUUCUGGCGAUUCUCGCCACUGUUCAACCUCGGAAAUGGUCUGCUCAGUAUGGUCACGAACGAUAUUGAUACUAUCCAGUAUAGUGAAGGCACCACAAGUCCAUUCAGCGGAGACGUCAUCGGCUGGGAGUUACUCUAUCUCGCAUUGACCUUGGUUCUCUACAUGAGUCUGGCAGUGUAUCUGGACUACUCGAAGACCUUUGCGAAGGCUAAGGACGACAUUCACGAUCACAAAAACUACGGUGAAAACCAUGAAAUUGAUGAAGAUGUCCAGAAUGAGGCAGAUCGUGUUGCCGCUGGCGACGCAGACGGAGAUGCCGUCAAGCUCGUCGGACUUCGGAAGGUGUAUCCUGGUGGAAAGGUGGCUGUCCGCAAUCUCUCGUUUGGUCUGAAGCGCGGUGAAUGUUUCGGAUUCCUCGGUAUCAACCACCAUGACUGGGCUCAUAGCUAUCUGCCUCGGACCUGA
Phytophthora nicotianae INRA-310 is the source of this 2331-nucleotide messenger RNA. RefSeq lists its product as hypothetical. Bases 1 to 2331 code for a protein of 776 amino acids. Gene Ontology annotation, molecular function: lipid carrier activity; ABC-type transporter activity. Lineage: Eukaryota; Oomycota; Peronosporomycetes; Peronosporales; Peronosporaceae. Gene Ontology annotation, biological process: transmembrane transport; lipid transport. The record is from RefSeq and is a predicted model, not a curated record. The transcript has 4 exons. Gene Ontology annotation, cellular component: membrane; intracellular membrane-bounded organelle.